AUGGAAGAAGAUGAGUCACCUUUGUCUGAUGAUAAUAACUUUGAUGCUAACAUGGAUUUUCUUAGUGAUAUUGCGGCAUCAGAUAUACCUCCACCAAAAUCAACUGAUAUGCCACUACCUCCUGAAUCACUAAAUGCUCCACCACCGCCACCAGAAUCAACCUUUGCACCACCUCCACAACCACCAUCUUCACUUCCUUCAAAUAAACCAUAUUUCAACCCCAGUUCCCUCCAAAUUUCAUCAGUUCAACCUCCACCACUUGAAACACCAUCGUGUGCUGGACCCCACUGUGGUCUCUCCAUUUCUUCUUCCACCGAGGUCCAGGGCCUUUUGAAUACGGUGGAGGAUCUGGACAGAUCACUCCAGUCUUCUUCUCAGGUUGUUUAUGAAUUUAAAUCUUUAUUGUCAAAUAAUCUUGCAACAAAAAUGAACCUUUUUGCUGGGAAUGAGAAGCUGGUAUUUGAAAAGUUGAAUGAACUAGUACUUGCCACAAACAGAAAUUCUGAAAAUCUUAAAGUGGCAGUCCAGGGAGUAGAAGAGCAACUGGUAGCUUCUGUUCAGACUACAGUCAAGGCAGAAAUUGUACAACUUCUUGCAGGUCUGAAAGAAAAUGUUCAGAAGUUGAACAAGUCAGUGAGCCAUCUAGAAAGCAGGCCAACCCUUGACCAGAGUACAGUCAUCAGUAACGUCAGUGGUGAAAGUGUCAGGAAGUUCAGAUCAUAUGCUAAAAGAACUAACUAA
Molecule: messenger RNA, 741 nt
Organism: Erigeron canadensis
Lineage: Eukaryota; Viridiplantae; Streptophyta; Magnoliopsida; Asterales; Asteraceae
Product: pectinesterase inhibitor 10-like
Exons: 2
Coding region: 1-741 (246 amino acids)
Source: RefSeq, a predicted model, not a curated record